This is a messenger RNA of Lathyrus sativus (Indian pea), 276 nucleotides long. NCBI's taxonomy places the organism in Eukaryota, Viridiplantae, Streptophyta, Magnoliopsida, Fabales, Fabaceae. The record is from the annotation of a GenBank genome assembly.
AUGUUAGGAGACAUGAACAUUCCUUUGAUGAUAUGCGACAAAAAACAGACAUCUGUAGAUACGACGAAGGUAUUCUCGACUACAGGAAAAUUUGCUACACGAGAAGAGGCGACUAGGUGGAUUAGGGAGGUUGGAAUAAAAAAUGGAGUCACUGUUGUUAUAACUCAUUCAGACAUCAAAACUGGCAAGAGAGGAAGAAGUGACAAAGUUAUAUUUGGUUAUGAUAGAGGUGGAAAAUUCAAAGAAGGAGACAGUGAAACACAAAGUGCUACCUAG